GUGAAGGCGGAAGCAGCCGCAGCCGCAGAUCCGUGAGACCAUGGCCGCCUCCAGCCCCGAGGCGCCCGUCGUGCUGGUGGACGAGCUCCCGUCCGACCCGCUGCUGCACGUCCUGUCCUUCCUGAGCUUCCGGGACCUGAUCCACUGCAGUUAUGUCAGCAGGAGAUUGAACGAACUGUCCAAACACAACCCGCUGUGGAAGAGUCACUGCUCCAAACACUGGCUGCUGUCAGAUGCGGACCGGCUGCAGAGUGGGCUGUCCUGGUUCUGUCUCUUCAAACAGAACUACAGAGACCUGGGUCGCUACAUCCAGUUCUACCCGGAGCUGAAGAGAGCGUGGGAGCAGCUGAAGAGCUUCCUGCUGCAGAGGUGUCCACGCAUGAUCGCCUCCCUCAAAGAGGGCGCCACCGAGGUGGAGCUGAACGACAUCGAGGCUCAGAUUGGCUGCAGCCUCCCACAUGACUACCGCUGCUCGUACCGCAUCCACAACGGACAGAAGCUGGUCAUCCCCGGGCUGAUGGGCAGCAUGUCUCUCUCGAACCACUACCGCUCGGAGGUGCUGCUGGACGUGGAGACGGCGGCGGGCGGCUUCCAGCAGAGGAAGGGCAUGAGACGCUGCCUCCCGCUCACCUUCUGCUUCCACACCGGACUCAGUCAGUACAUGGCGCUGGAGCCCGCCGAGGGACGCAGGAUGUUCGAGAGCUUCUACCCCUGCCCCGACCAGACGGCUCAGGAUCCCUCGGCCAUCGACAUGUUCAUCACAGGUUCCUGUUUCGUAGAGUGGUUCACAACCUACGUCCACAAUGUGGUCACAGGAGAAUAUCCAAUCAUCAGAGACCAGAUCUUCAGGUACGUGCACGAUAAAAACUGCGUGGCGACCACUGGUGACAUCACCGUCUCAGUUUCUACCUCUUUCCUGCCGGAACUUUCCUCCGUCCACCCGCCGCACUUCUUCUUCACUUACCGCAUCAGGAUCGAGAUGGCGAGCAGCGCUUCGCCCGAAGCCGCGUGUCAGCUCGACAGCCGCUACUGGAAGAUCACCACGUCCGACGGCAACGUGGAGGAGGUCCAGGGACCCGGCGUGGUCGGAGAGUUUCCCGUCAUGACGCCUGGAAAAGUCCAUGAAUACGCCAGCUGCACCACGUUCUCCACGCCGUCGGAGUACAUGGAGGGUCACUACACCUUCCACAGACUCGCCAAUAAGGAAGAGGUUUUCCACGUGGCGAUCCCUCGCUUCCACAUGGUCUGCCCCCCCUUCAGGGAGCCGGUGGUACGAACGCACAAACCGUCGACCAGCUUCACGCCGCGCCUCGACGACCACGAGCCUGACGACGAGUACUGCGACGGAGACGGCGAUGACUUCGGCGACCUGAGAGGAAUCAACAUGGCCGCCCUGGAGGGGGCGUGGUGUCCCCGACACAUCUGACCUCUGACCCCCCUCCCUGCAGGGUGAUGAACUCUAUUCAGGCCUGGUUGGUGAUGGACUCUCUCCGUGUGGAGCCGAGCGGCGUGCGGACGCUGAGGUGCACUCUCCUUCUUUUCUUACAACCUUUCUCUUUGUGAUCAGAAACUGUCGGGGGGGGGGGGGGGACGACACGAUGAUGUCACCGUCUUCUCCUCCACUUAAAGGACGUCGUCCAUCCAUCAGCUGACUUCCUGUUCGGUGUCGGAGCGGCACCAAUCAGGAUCGAGCGGGAGCUUUGUGUUUUAGUUUGUUCCUCCGUAGAAAGAUUUGGUUCUUUAUUGUUUAGAUGGUUUCCACUGCAGGAGGCGGAGCCUGUUCCCCGGCUGGUUCUCUGGUCCAUCAACCGGUUUCUCUCUGAUUUGAACAGAACCAACAGGAUUCACUUCAGACUCUGAUCAGUGUAAGAGCGCCCUCUGCAGGACCACAGGGCAAACUACCUGCAGCACAAGAUGGAGGCUUCCUCCACACUGACCCUUUUCACUUUGAACUCUAAUCACUGUUGCUAUGGUUACUGCAGUUUUCCAGACUUGUGUAAACGAUAAACACACAAAGUGAGACUUUAGAGAACGAUGACGCAGAGGUUCUGUUCCUGAUUGGUUCUCAUCAGUCACAUGACUCACUCAGAAAAUAACUCCCUGCUCUGACUCUUCACUGUUCCUCUGUUACUAAGCAACCGACAUGCUACUUCCUGUUUACAUCACAUGACCUGUGGACGUGAGCGGUCAUGUGACGUGUUUUCUGGUGUUUUAAUUUAAAAUUAAAACAUAUCAGUGUGGGCGGAGCCUCAGGAACAGAACAGGUCUUCUUCUUGUGCUCGGUUGUUACAGUAGAAUCAACGUCAUUCUUCUUCUCUUCGUUUGCUCGUUUCUCAGAACAUGAAAUCUUCUUCCUGACGUUGACGCUAACGAACAGUUUGAUAUAAGCUCAUUUAUUUACCUCAUGUCUCCGCACAUUAAGCCAACGAUGUUACGACGUAUUAUUUUGAAAGUCCGUUUCCUGCAGUGGAAAAAUAAUCAGUGUUUCUCUGUUUUCUGAAAUCCAAUGAGGAACAGACUGGGCUUUUAUUUUGGAGGAUGCUGCGUGGUCAUGUUUUUGUUCUGGGAUGUUUUUCUCUCCUCGUGAGGAGGCGUCGUCGUGGUUACGCUCUGAUGUGAUUGGUGGGUUUGUUUUUGUAUGUUUUGGUUAAAUAAAAAAAAAACUGACAACUG
This is a messenger RNA of Limanda limanda (common dab), 2673 nucleotides long. It is a transcript of the gene fbxo3, whose product is annotated as F-box protein 3. The transcript has 12 exons. Gene Ontology annotation, molecular function: protein binding. Lineage: Eukaryota; Metazoa; Chordata; Actinopteri; Pleuronectiformes; Pleuronectidae. The record is from RefSeq and is a predicted model, not a curated record. The coding region runs from base 41 to 1426 and encodes 461 amino acids.